This is a messenger RNA of Mucor mucedo, 1532 nucleotides long. RefSeq lists its product as uncharacterized. The record is from RefSeq and is a predicted model, not a curated record. NCBI's taxonomy places the organism in Eukaryota, Fungi, Mucoromycota, Mucoromycetes, Mucorales, Mucoraceae. The transcript is spliced from 7 exons. The annotation marks the transcript as partial.
AUGGAAGAAGUCUAUGACUAUUCGCAGCAUAGAUAUUGUAUUAAUAUCGAUUUGGACUAUGACAUCCUUACCUCUCGAGUGUUAACCCUUAAUAGACCUGACAAGAUUGCUGAAAGGUCUGAACACGAAUUCCGCACCUCAAUUUUAUAUGACACUACCACGAGAAGUAUUAUUGCCAGAGGCAACAAGGCUGAUGAAGCGAUUGAGAAUCCGGAAGGCCUCCAAGAAGGCGUUAUUUAUGUACGCAACACCUUAAGCGAGCUUGCUGACAUUUUUUUAAAAUCCAAGCAACAAACCUUCGACAAUACGGUACUGUACGCGCUCUUGUACGAGGAAGCUAUAGACCUGUUACAAAAAAUACUGGGUCGUUAUCAACAAAAACCGAAUAGUGUAAAUAUGGAUUUUUGUUAUUCUUUGGGUCUUCCAACCAGUUGGGAUUAUAAAAUAAGAGAAGAAUUGUUCCUGCCUCUAUUCGUAAAAGCUGGUCUUCUCCAUGAAAAUGAUGGUCCGGGCAGGCUGCUGUUUUUUUCGAUGUUAGAGUUAAAGUUUCAGAGCGUGCAAAUAAAAAAUUACAACCCUAAUCAUAGAAAGAUAAAGUAUGGUGAUCAGCGCGUUAUCUGUACAAUAGAUUAUCAAAGUACAUUCUCGGUGAAUAUGAAAUUGGUAUCAGCUCAAUAUCCUGCUUUCAGAUUAGCAAAAGGAGACUUGGUGCCACAAUUGUUGAAACAGGCUUACUUUGUAAUCCCGUAUGGACUAAAGGAACUACGGUUGUCAUUAAUAGCAUGUGUGGAAAAGCAUUGUGAUACGACGUUAUCAUCAGAAUCUAUCGACGACAUGCUUGAAAAACUUAGUCAAGAGUACAAUGGAGUUGGUUAUUCUAGAAUAACAGGUGAUGUUUUAUAUGAUCAGCCAUUCCCAGACUUGAAAUCUCGCUGGACGAAUGAAUCAAUCACUUUAGAGGACAUACUUAGUCAUUUUUCUGAUUUUGUUGAAAAAUUCUUUAGAAAUAAAGUAGAUGAAUUUCUCGUAGGCAGGAGCAAUACAGUACCCAGACCAUUGGACAUUUUUUACACAGGUCGAAUCCCGCUAACAUUUUUUGCUAUGGGGCUAAUGUCAUUAGUUUAUUGUUGGUCGAAAAAGUAUUUCAGGGAACUAAGAGAAUCUAACAUAUCCGCGGAACGCGGUGUUAAUUUCCCCAUAUUCGAAUUCUUUCACUAUCCUAGACGAAUAAUUGUAAUUAAAGAUCUUUUACAAAACCGAAUGGUAGAAUUCAACGUGCGCAGAAACCCAGUUAUACUUCCCAAUGAAACAACAAUGGAAGAACCCAAAAAUUGCUUAAAACCUAUUAUCUUCAUCAAUAUCGACAUAUCGCCUACACGAAUCCAGACUGCUUUUACAUACCUAGAUGAAGGUAGACAAGUUGGACAGAAGCAAAAUUUUGAAUGUGAUAUGCAACCAUUAAAAUGUUUCAUUACGCAAUCAGAAAUAUAUCAAAGACCAGUACUACAGAUAUCAAAUAGACUGAAGUUAGG